Messenger RNA from Boeremia exigua, 1635 nucleotides. RefSeq names its product general substrate transporter. The transcript is spliced from 3 exons. Bases 1 to 1635 code for a protein of 544 amino acids. NCBI's taxonomy places the organism in Eukaryota, Fungi, Ascomycota, Dothideomycetes, Pleosporales, Didymellaceae. Gene Ontology annotation, molecular function: carbohydrate:proton symporter activity. Gene Ontology annotation, cellular component: membrane. The record is from RefSeq and is a predicted model, not a curated record. Gene Ontology annotation, biological process: carbohydrate transport; transmembrane transport.
AUGAGCGGCAAGGUCUCUACCGGUGCGAAAAUCAUCAGGAGCAUCGUCAAGAACGAUGCAGUCAAGACGGAUCCCCCAGAGAUCUACGGGUGGCGUGCAUUCGCCAUGGCUGGCUCUGCCUGUUUCGGAGGCAUGCUUUUCGGUUUUGAUAUUGGUACUAUCGGAGGUGUUCUCGAACUGCAGGAGUUCAAGGUCAAGUACGGUCUGGACACCAAGACCAAGGCACAGCGUGCUGAUCUCGGUGCCAACAUCGCCUCGACCCUCCAGGCUGGGUGUUUCCUCGGUUGUUUCCUGGGUUCCUGGAUGGCUGAUAAAUGGGGUCGCAAGAUGACUCUUCAGGUCGCCGGUCUCAUCACCAUCGUCGGUUGUGUUAUUCAAGCCGCAGCCUCGGGCAGCCUCGCAGCUAUGUACAUCGGUCGUCUCGUCGCUGGUGUCGGUGUCGGAGAAGCCUCCAUGGUCGUCCCUCUCUACAUUUCUGAGAACGCUCCUCGUGCCAUUCGUGGCGGUCUUACCGGUCUUUACCAGCUGUUCAUCGCUACUGGAACCUGCUUGGCUUUCUGGGUCAACUACGGCUCGCUUCUGCACAUCCCCGGCCAGGCUGUCUACAUGGUUCCCCUUGCUCUUCAGGCUCUUCCCGCCGUCCUCCUCUUUGUCUGCAUGGCGCUCAACAAGGAGUCUCCUCGUUUCCUUGCCAAGCAGGAUCGCUGGGAGGAGGCUACCGCCGUCCUUGCUCGUGUCCGCAACUUGCCUGCAUCGCACCCGUACGUUGCUGCUGAGUUGAAGGAUAUUGCCGACCAGCUUGAGCACGAGCGCAUGCUCAUCGCCGGUGCUUCCAUCAAGGAUCUUCUCAAGGAGAUGUUCACCAUCCCCGGUAACCGCAAGCGUGCUCUUAUUUCCAUCGGACUCAUGAUCUGCCAGCAGAUGACCGGAACCAACGCCAUCAACUACUACGCGCCCCAGAUCUUCACUGCGCUCGGUCUCAGCGGCAACGAGGUCAAGCUCUUCGCUACCGGAAUCUACGGCAUUGUCAAAAUGAUCGCUUGUCUCUGCUUCUUGAUUUUCGCUGCUGACUCGCUUGGUCGCCGCCGUUCGCUUCUGUGGACCUCCAUCGCCCAGGGCGUUUCCAUGUUCUAUAUUGGUCUCUACAUGCGCUUCGACCCUCCCUCAGGUGGUAAUGUCCCUGGCGCCGGUUACUUCGCGCUUGUCUGCGUGUUCCUCUUCGCCGCUUUCUUCCAGUUCGGGUGGGGUCCCGUCUGCUGGAUCUACGUCUCCGAGAUCCCAGCCGCCCGCCUUCGAUCCCUCAACGUCGCCAUCGCUGCAGCUACCCAGUGGCUAUUUAACUUCGUCGUUGCACGCGCCACUCCCAAUAUGAUGACCACUGUCGGAUUCAACGGAUACGGCACCUUCCUCAUCUACGGAACCUUCUGCUUCUCCAUGUUCUUCUUCGUCUGGUUUCUUGUUCCCGAGACCAAGGGCCUGUCGCUCGAGAAGAUGGACGACCUGUUCGGUAUCACCGAGCUCAUCAAGAACAUGGAGGCCGACCGCGAGGGCCGCCCUUCCAUCAACGAGGUCGGUAUUGACGGCAAGGAGAUCGUUCGUGAGGAGCGCAAGGAGGUUGCUCCCAACUCGCACUAG